CAACCGGUUCGACCGAGCCGGUCAACCCAGUCCACGCCCCGCGUCGUCCUCCCCUUCUCCUCUUCCUCGCUCUUGCGACCGAAAUCGCCGCCGCCGUCGCCGCUCAACCCCGGCCGCCUCCGGUGGUUUCUGCCGCCGUCGCCUAGCGCGAACGACGCACCUAGCCGCCCUUUAUCAUCUCCUCCUCUUAGAUUUUCGGGGCGCCUCCUCGUGCGGCUGUGCCCUACCCCGCAUGGGAGCUAGGGUUUGCGCCCCUCGUCGGAGUUGAACUCCGGCGGCCGUCCUGGUGCUCGGGUGGUCAUGGUCGCCGCCCCCGCCCCCGCCCUAACCGCCGCGGACGCGAGGCAGGCCGCGGCGAGGAAGAAGGAGGAGGACGACGAGGAGGUCGUCUGCUUCAUCUGCUUCGACGGGGGAGACCUCGUCGUCUGCGAUUGGAGGUGCGACGCCGCAGUGCGCGACUUCUUUCACGCCUGGAUGGUCAUUGAGCGCGCCCCUCCUGAUUGCAGUCAGUGCCGCCGCCGUCUCCAAGCUGCAGAGUCCCGUUCCUUUCCGCCCUUGCCACACAUGCUGCCAUUUGAAAAAGCAUUUUAUGCUGCUGUAUCUUCCCUUGGCAUCUACAGCAAAGAUGUUUACGAUGGAAAGGGGCUAUUUAGCGCCGCUCGUGUUUGGUGGAUGUUUCGUGCUUAUGGACAUGACAAAGUCUGGGUUUUGGAUGGAGGUUUGCCCCAGUGGCGUGCUUCUGGGUAUGGCGUGGAAUCAAGUGCCUCCAGCGAUGCUAUCUUAAAAGCUAGUGCUGCUAGUGAAGCAAUCGAGAAGGUUUACCAGGGGCAGUCGCUUGCUGCUUCCAGGACAUGGAUAGAGGAGAUUAUUUUGAAUUAAGUUUGGGCAAAAAAGACCUGGACAGAUCAAAGAAAUACAUCCAGACGUUGCAGGUAUCACCAUAUUCCAUUGCUAUUACUAUAUUUGUAUUAGUACCCCGAUAUUAGUAUGUGGUUCAUUUUCCAGAUUUGAUAUUAGUAGCCUGAGAAAUAAUAUAUUGGAAAAACUUAAAUUUAUUGGAAAAACAUUUGCUGUUGGACAGUUAUGAUUUUUAGUGUCUACGCUGAUGGUUUCAUAUUCAGUUGUUGUGAUGAUGAUAAUUGUUAUGAUUUAUUCAUUUACAAUGAUCUGUAGCUGCUGUAGUGGAUUAUUACAUGAUUGUGGACCAUGAUAUGCUCAGUUUUACACAUGUAAAAUAUAGAUUUCCCAGUGGCAUGUGUAUUGAGAUGCCUUACUUGUUCGUCUAUUGAUUACUUGGUUAUUUGUGACUUCUGCUGCUCUAGUGCUUGCUUUAGAUGAUCUGAUUUUCAAUAAGUGCAUGUUAUAACACUAAAAACAUUAUGAUCAUCAAAGUAGUGUACUCUCUUGCCAAGUAUUUCUCAGUACAGGAGUUCAGUUAGUGAUAUUGCUCUGUUAAUUCACAACUACAUGAAGUACCAUAUAACUUGAGAAAUCCUCAACUCUGAUCCUAGCUGCAACUACUUCACAAAGUUGGGACUGAAACCAACUUUCUAUUAAUUCACAAAGUUGUCUAUUUUCUCUUUCUAUUCUGAUCUUUCUGUUAAAGUGUUAUUGUAUUUACUAUGCACAUCGGGGCCAAGAGGCUGUCUACAAGCCUAGAACUCGAGUGUAACUUGCUUCUUGUCAAGCUUAUUUUCUUUCAGAGUUAAAUUGCGUUAAAUAUUUCUUCUGGCCAUUAAUUUUCUUGUCGAGCUGUCGCGUGUGGAGGAGCAGGCGAGCUGCUGCUGCUGGAGAUCAUGUGCUCCUGCUAGAUCUUCAUUGUUAGGUCGAAACUGAAUGUUGGUGUGGUUGAUUUUGAUUUGAAUUGUAAACGGAAUGUCGUGGUUGAUUUGAAAUCUAAAUUGAAAUGUACUGUUUAUAGCUGUUGUACUAUCUGUGUAAAAGCAUGGCUGUAAUGGAUUUGUAUUGGAAAUGGUGCA
Triticum aestivum (bread wheat) is the source of this 1979-nucleotide messenger RNA. RefSeq names its product thiosulfate sulfurtransferase. Gene Ontology annotation, molecular function: thiosulfate-cyanide sulfurtransferase activity. The coding region runs from base 301 to 879 and encodes 192 amino acids. The record is from RefSeq and is a predicted model, not a curated record. Gene Ontology annotation, cellular component: mitochondrion. Lineage: Eukaryota; Viridiplantae; Streptophyta; Magnoliopsida; Poales; Poaceae. The transcript has 4 exons.